This is a messenger RNA of Sclerotinia trifoliorum, 2387 nucleotides long. Lineage: Eukaryota; Fungi; Ascomycota; Leotiomycetes; Helotiales; Sclerotiniaceae. The record is from the annotation of a GenBank genome assembly.
CUUUCAACCCUUCUUCUUCUCCUCCCCUCUACAACAAACCAUCUUCUUUCCUCUUUCUUUGCCUGCAGACAGAAUAAUAAAAACAACAACAACGACAACAACAACAAACAAAUAAGCAAGCAAGCAAACAAACAAUUACUUCAUCAACAAUACAAUAACAUUUGUAUUGGGGUUUCUUUCAUACUCGAUAAAUACAUUGGAAAAGGGCCAACUCUUCUACGGUCCCACCUCUCUAAAAUCAUCAGAAUCAAAACAAAACUAGAGCGUACACCUCUCUCACACAAAUCAAAUUUUUUCUCGAAUACAUCAAGUUGUACUUUUGCUUUUCGCUUUUCUACUCAUCAAAUAUCCAAAUUUUCAGACUCGAAUCUCUACUACCUGCAUAUUUUAAUAUCGGGCAAGAUUUCGAUUUUUUUUGCAAACAAGGACUUUCUUCCUUUGAAAUCUUCAACCAAAGCUAUCAGCACGUACAGUGAUACAUUUGCGUUAUAUGUAUCUCACACCCAACGCCAACGACCUCAGACAUCAGCCGCCUCUCGAGCUGCAACCAUUUCGCAUACCGCGGAAACCUUGUAGUUCCUACUUCAGCAGCAACGGCUAAGUAUCAUCCAUCUACGAUUCGAAUGUUCCCGUAACUACCAAGCAAAUUUCAACAACCUCGACCGUCUUUGCCCCUUCAGAAAGUCGAACUUUUCUGCAUGUUAUAUUUCAGAAUAUCAGAUUUAUCUAACAAAUACCUGCACGCCUUAACUUUCACGAAAAUCCAUUUUCCAACUCGAGCUACCAAUUAGCAAUCAUGGCCACCGUCAAUAUCCGUCGCGAUGUCAAGGACAACUUCUACAGAUACAAGAUGGAGAAGAUUCAGUCCAAGAUUGAAGGAAAAGGCAACGGAAUCAAAACCGUCAUUGUCAAUCUCACCAGCAUCGCCAAUUCCUUGGCUCGCCCAGGAGCAUAUGUCAUCAAGUACUUCGGCUUCGAACUCGGAGCUCAGACCAACACCAACCCUGCCGAUGAUCGUUGGAUCAUUAACGGUGCCCAUGAAGCAAGCAAAUUGCAGGAUUAUCUAGAUGGUUUCAUCAACAAGUUUGUGCUCUGCAAAGAGUGCAAGAAUCCUGAAACCGAAGUUAUUUUCAAAGACGGAAAUAUCGUCUUGGAUUGUAAGGCAUGCGGAAAGCGCUCAAUGGUCGACCCAAGGCUUAAGUUGAGCGGCUUCAUAUUGAAGACUCAGCCUAAGAAAGGCAAGAAAGAUAAAUCCGAAAAGAAGGCGGCUCGUAAGGCCAAAGCAGACAAGGGCGAGGUCAAAGAGAAUGGAAAUGCUAGUGGAAGCGAGAAUGCAUCUGAAAAUGGGUCCAACGACAACAAUGGCAAUGGCGAAGUGAUACUCGAUGCUCCUAGCGACGAUGAGCUUGUCCGUCAGGCAGAAGAGCUCCAACAGUCGACCGAAGUCAAAGAUGACGACUGGGCUGUCGAUAUGUCACCAGAGGCUAUCAAGGCCCGCCAACAACAACUUCCUGAUGAUCUCAAGCAAAAGCUCGUUCUCGGUGGCGGUGGUGGAGAUGAGGACGAUGACGAAGAAGCUGGCGGAAAUUCUACUUACGACCAACUCGCAAACUGGAUCGAAGAACAGACGGUGGAGAAAGGUGACGUCAGUAAGGUAGACGAUCUUGAAAUCUAUCUCAAGGCGAAGGAGCUGGGGAUUGAGGCUAAGCAUCGCACUCUUGUCAUCCUCGCUCUCACGCUCUUCGAUGAAAACAUCGUGAAGCAAAUCCCAAAGCGAGCAGGUAUGCUUAAAAAUGUAAGCCCACAUGCCCUAAACCUUAUUGACGUACAUGAAGACUAAUAUAUUGCAGAUGAUCACUUCUGAGAAACACGAAAAGUCUCUCCUCGGUGGGAUUGAAAGGUUCAUCGGUCUGCGCGGCCAGAAGAACCCUGAUUUCUACGAGAAAACAUCAAAAGUGCUCAUGGUCCUCUACGAUCAAGAACUACUCACCGAAGAAGUUCUUACCAAGUGGGGUACCAAAGCCAGCAAGAAAUAUACCAAUGACCUUGCCGUAAGCAAGAAAGUUCGCAAGUCAGCAGAGGAGUUCUUGAAAUGGUUAGCCGAGGCCGAGAGCGAUGAUGAUGACUCUGAAUGAGAGAUAACGAAGACCUUCGUCUGGCUCGCACAGAGUGUUCCGUUACAUUUCUAAGUUUCUGUCUGGAAUAGUAACACUGUUGGGCCUUCACGCCAAUUAGUAAUUAUGAGCUCAUGUUCAAGCACGGAAACACUCCAUAGAUUUUUUUAGGCAGGGCUGCUACUGUCCUUUUCGGUUUCGCUUUCUCAGUAUCACACAAAAGUCUCACUUGUGUUAAUGUAAACCAAAUUCCACUCUUCCACCAUUAAUCCA